Molecule: messenger RNA, 904 nt
Organism: Malania oleifera
Lineage: Eukaryota; Viridiplantae; Streptophyta; Magnoliopsida; Santalales; Ximeniaceae
Exons: 4
Coding region: 440-703 (87 amino acids)
Biological process (GO): mRNA splicing, via spliceosome
Cellular component (GO): U2 snRNP; precatalytic spliceosome
Source: RefSeq, a predicted model, not a curated record
GAACUCAAGUCCCAUCAUUUCCUGAGACUUGGCAUCACUACACCAAAUAUUUUUUCCUUUUAGUACUUCUAAUAUUGCACACGCACAUACACACACUCCGAUAUAUACUGUCCAUUUGCCGAAAACCCACAUUUGAUUGGAUCAACCCAAUAAUUCCAUUGGAUUAGCCACUUGUCUAGGUUUUAAAACUAUGUUUUUAUGUAUAAAGGAUUCUAUGGGGAACAAAAUUAAACUGAGGAAAAUUUAAUUCUCAUUGUUAGUAAAUGCGGCGGAUUAUUUUAUCCGAACCAACGUUAAAAUGUGAAUUAGCAGUGAAGGGUGAAUUUUUUCUUUCGAUUUUCCACCAAAUCUGUCGCAGAUUCAAUCAACCGAUCCGUUUCGGCCCAGUCUACUCUUUGUGCUUUCUUUGCGAUUUCGUGUUUCUUAGAAGACAAACAGCAUGCAGGCCAGCGACAGGUUUAAUAUAAAUUCUCAGCUUGAGCAUCUCCAGGCUAAAUAUGUUGGAACUGGCCAUGCGGACUUGAACAGAUUCGAGUGGGCAGUUAACAUCCAACGCGACAGCUGUGCAUCAUAUGUUGGGCACUACCCCAUACUAGCAUAUUUUGCUAUUGCGGAAAAUGAAUCAAUUGGAAGAGAACGGUACAAUUUUAUGCAGAAAAUGCUUUUGCCUUGCGGCCUCCCCCCAGAAAGAGAAGAUGACUGAACUGUCUACAGGCUCUAGAUAAUUCCAGUGUCUAGAUCCUUGUUAGUAGUCCCUAUGUGUUUUAAAAAUUUGGAACAGGAUUUGAAUCUCUCAAAUGUUUCUGGGAGCAACAAUGAUACAUGAGCUGAAGCAAAAAUUGGGUGUUUUGAGAACAAUGCAUUUUACGUGGUGGAAUUUAAAAAGUUAAUUUCCUUUGCCAUA